Molecule: messenger RNA, 1116 nt
Organism: Impatiens glandulifera
Lineage: Eukaryota; Viridiplantae; Streptophyta; Magnoliopsida; Ericales; Balsaminaceae
Product: alcohol dehydrogenase-like 3
Exons: 9
Coding region: 69-1112 (347 amino acids)
Biological process (GO): formaldehyde catabolic process
Cellular component (GO): cytosol
Molecular function (GO): zinc ion binding; S-(hydroxymethyl)glutathione dehydrogenase [NAD(P)+] activity
Source: RefSeq, a predicted model, not a curated record
CUGCGGUGGCAUGGGGGCCUGGGGAGCCUUUGUCCAUUGAAGAAAUCCGGGUCGACCCGCCUCAGAAAAUGGAGGUCCGAAUUAGAAUACUCUUCACAUCCAUUUGUCAUACUGAUCUUAGUGCCUGGAUGGGCGAGAAUGAAGCUCAACGUGCUUAUCCUCGUAUCUUCGGUCAUGAAGCAUCUGGAAUAGUUGAGAGUGUUGGAGAAGGGGUAACCGAUUUACAAGAAGGGGAUCAUGUAGUUCCCAUAUUUAACGGCGAAUGUGGAGAUUGCGUUUAUUGUAAUCGUACAGACACAAACUUAUGCGAGAAAUACAGAGUAAACCCUUUCAAGAGUGUAAUGCAAGCAGAUGGGAAGUCUCGGUUUUCGACAAAAGUAGAUGGGAAACCCAUAUUCCAUUUCCUUAACACUUCGACUUUUAGCGAGUAUAGUGUAAUUGAUUCGGCAUGUGUUGUCAAAAUUCCCUCCAAUGCCCCCCUCAAGGAAAUGGCUUUGAUCAGUUGUGGCGUUUCCACAGGAGUUGGGGCCGUGUGGAACACAGCUGACAUCUUUGAAGGUGAUAAGGUUGCUAUUUUUGGAUUGGGCGCUAUCGGUUUAGCUGUUGUUCAAGGAGCUCAAAUCAGAGGAGCAUCUAAGAUUAUAGGAGUUGAUAUAAAUAACGAAAAAUCCAUCAAAGGUAAAAUAUUUGGGAUUACUGAUUUUAUCAACCCAAAUGAGUUGGAAGGAGUAUCCGUGGAUGAGAAAAUAAGAGAAAUGACGGGAGGUGGGGUUGAUUUCAGCUUUGAGUGUGCCGGUAACUUGAAUGCCAUGCGACAAGCUUUCCUUUCCAGUCACGAUGGUUGGGGAUUAACUGUGAUUUUGGGAAUUCAUCCUUCGCCAAAAAUGCUGCCUCUCCAUCCGAUGGAAUUGUUUGAUGGUAGACGGAUCGUGGGAUCUGUCUUUGGGGAUUUUAAAGGGAAAUCUCAACUCCCUCUUCUAGCUGACCAUUGCAUGCAAGGGGAGGUGAAAUUGGAAGAAUUCAUAACUCACGAGCUUCCUUUCAGUCAGAUUAAUGAAGCUUUUCAGUUGUUGAAGGAUGGCAAGUCCUUGAGGUGUAUUCUUCAUCUUUAAAUAA